ACGGCCUCUGUCUAAAGCAUAGAGCAGGUAGUGGCUCAUUACGACUUAAAGACGAUCUUUGUGGCCUUUAUCAGUCUGCAGCAACAUCCGGAGCUUUCCUUUCAGCCAUUUCCACCUGCUUCAUUGAGCUAGUGAACCCGGACCGCCUCUGGAACAGAAGCACCCAGCUGCCGUCCUCCGCCGCUCCGCUGAAGCCGCCGGGAUGCAGGAGGAGGCUGGGCAGAGGAGCGAGGAGCAGCCGUGAAGCGACAUGGGCAGCGGCAGAUGGACAGAGCAACCGUGGGCCGACCACUGACACACAGACACAGUCAGCAUGGAGCAGGGCUUCAGUUUAAACUCCCUGAAGAAGCUGGCGGCGGAGCCGGACUACACGGACGUGACACUAACGGCUGCAGAGCGAGUGCGAGCGCUAGCGAAGAUGGGAUGCUGCGUGGAGAUCAAUGAGGAGAUCGAACCCAGACGCUACUUUCGCUCCGGAGUGGAGAUGGAGCGCAUGGCAGCAGUUUACCUGGAGGAGGGCAGCCUGGAGAACGCCUAUGUUCUCUACACCAAGUUCAUCACGCUGUUCGUGGAGAAGCUGCCGAGCCACAGGGAUUACCAGCGAUGUUCGGCCAUUCCAGAGAAGCAGCUAAUCAUGAAGAAACUCCAGGAGGAGGCUUUUCCUCGGAAAGAGGAGCUGAAGAAACGUCUUCAGGAGAAGUACAGCAGGGAGCACUCAGAGUACCUCAGGAGCCAGUCGGUGGCGGUGGAUGGGUGUGGUCAGCGGCUGCAGCGGCUCACCUUGUUGGAGGAAGACAGGCGGCGCAUCCUGCUGUUGGAGGAGGAGAAGCAGCGAGUAGCCGCCCUCCGACGGAUGCAGAUCGAGUCGGAGCAGUUCCGCUACUUUGAGGACCAGCUGAGACGUCAGGAGCUGGCUAAUAAAAAGGAGGAGGCGGAGCUAAAGGAGCAGACUAAAGUGCCUGAGGUCACAGAUGGCUGCUGUCCAUCCAGGCAACCAAUCAAAAGCCGCGCACAUUCUCAGGGGGUGGAUCCCAACAAGAACCGGCCGUCUGUGACCAUGAACCAACCAGUUGCCGCCUUAGCAGCAGUACACAGUCAGAGGGUGGAGGGUCUGAGGCGGGUGGUGAUCCCCAGAGACCUGACAUACCGGUUCCUCCUGCUGGCCGACUCCAACACAGCCAGAGGAAUAGAAACCUGUGGCGUCCUCUGCGGGCGGUUGACCCACAAUGAGUUCCUGCUGACGCAUGUGGUGAUCCCAAAGCAAUCGGCCGGACCAGAUUUCUGUGACAUGGAGAACGUGGAGGAGCUAUUCGGCUUCCAGGAUAAACAGAACCUGCUGACUCUGGGCUGGAUCCACACCCAUCCCACCCAGACAGCUUUCUUGUCCAGCGUGGACCUCCACACUCACUGUUCCUACCAGCUGAUGCUGCCGGAGGCUGUUGCCAUCGUCUGUGCUCCAAAGCACAAUGAUACGGGUGUGUUCAGACUCACCGGUGCGGGUAUGCUGGAAGUUUCUGGAUGCAGACUGAAAGGUUUCCAUCCACACGCAAAGGAGCCUCCUCUGUUCACGGUCUGUAAACAUGUGGUGGUCAAGGACUACAAGCUCAACCUGUUUGACCUCAGGUGACAGAGGAGCCGCUGCCUCCCGUUUACUGCCAUGCUUUUAUUUUGAAGAGGAAACUGUGAACCUGCUGCCUCAGCAUGUGUGGGUUUCCGUUAUUCUGCCUGUUGUCUGUGAUGCAGUAGACGAUUAGUUUACUGCACCUAAACAAACUCAGAAGUGGGACUAACUGAGUGCCUUUAAACUGAACAGUGCAGGAUGAGAGUGUUUGCUUCUGCUCUAUGAACUUAAAAAAUAUGAUUCCUGAAUCUGCUGUGAAACCAGAAAUCCAGUAUUUGUUCUGCACUGAUAUGUUUUAAACACAGCAGAGGGAUUUUAACCCUUUAAUAUUUUUAUCUUAUUUUGAAAAACUGUCGUUUAUUUGUUUUUUCUUUUUUCUUUUUUUACUCUGCAGUUUUAUUUGUUUUUCCCCUGAACAGCUCAGAAACCUGCAGUUGAUCUGAUCAGACCAACCAUCCGUGUGGGAAAUAAGAACAUAAAGGAGUCAUAACCUGGAACAUACCUAAAGUCUAUCCGUGUUUUUUUUUUUUUUUCUUGUUUUUUUGAGUGGGAGUGUGCUCUCCACAAAGUCCAAUUUUGGUUGCAAGGUCCUUCAGCUGGAAUUAUGAUGAUACAAACUCUAUAUUUGAAGAAAUAUGUGGUAUCACUGAUUUAGAAAUAGAAGCUGAAGAAGGAAAUUGUCAUGACUUCAUUAAGAAUUAAACACACGUCUCAAAAGUUCUCUUUUCCGUGUAAGAAAACUUCAAAAGUGAUUUGUUUUUUUAGUCAAUAAGAAACCAUUGAACAAGUAGAGCUUCCAACUAUCAUGAACCCACCUGCAGGCAGUCACUAAUUGUUGGUACUUGCGUAACUUUUUGCCUAUUGUCUAAGAGACCAAACUGCUAAUGCUGCUAAUGCUGCAAAUGCUGCUAAUGCUGCUAAUGCUGCUAAUGCUGCAUCGACAUAAAGGCACUUACGCAAAAGUCUAAUUCUUGUUUAUACCAUUGUGAGGAAAAAAAGAGGCACAAAUAAGCUGUAUUGAUGUUUUAAUUUUUCCUUAAAAUGAUUAAACAUUUAUUUAACGACCGAUUCAGAAGGAUUUUAAAUGUAAAAUUGCAGGUUAUGACUCCUUUAGCUGUAGUUUAUAAAGAGUCAGUCUGCAGGUGUUUCAUGUUUAUGUUCCAGGUUUUACCUCCAAAAGGCCGACCCUGUAGAGAGAAACCUGCAUCUGGAUCUGCCUGCAAUCAGUACUCAGGGCUUUAAUUAACAAUGCUGUAAAUGCUGCUGCCUGUAGCUUCUAGAGCUACAAACGUCUAAAUGAGAAUCUGCCGUCAAGAACAGCUUCAGUCCGAGUGUGACCGGCUCCAAACAACACGCUGUUUCAUCACUUUCUUACUUCGGCAUCCUCACUCAGCAGGUCGCUAACAGCGAUGCACACAUACUGGUUACCUUGGCAACUGCAGCCUGAUAGACUGUGCCAUAAAUUUGUUAUAUUUAUGGUCUGCUAUGGCAACUCUUAGUCUGCUAUUAGUGAUAUUUGCAUUUUAUUCUGGUACGAGUCGAUACGUGCAUGCCUUGAUGAUCAUGUUUUGCCAUUUCUUCCAUCUACUGUCUCUUUUUUUAUGCUUUGUUUGAUUUGUUAAUUGAUUUUAUUUAAGUUGUUUAAAAUUUUGUAAUUUUAAUCAAGUAAAUGAUGGAAGGAAAAGCAAUAAGAAUCGUCCUCAAAAUAUCAACAGCACGUAUCGGAUCGGUUAGACUGAUGUAUCGGUCGAUCUCUAAUACUGCAUCACUACACAGCCAUGUUUGCCAAGAUGAAUUUGGUGUGUUAAAUAACAGUAUUUAAAAAUGGUCAUGGUAGUUUUGUCGUGUAUAGAAAGUAUCGUCUGCAAUUAAGCUUUACGUCUCAUUUCCGUCUGUGUAUCACAGAACAGCAGGAAGCAGAGAAAAAGAAAUUAAUCUGGUUAAAAAAUGUUAAUUUCCCAUUCUAUAUUUUUUUUCUUUGAUCUCAUUGUAUGCUUUUAUGGUUUUUGAUGCAAUUAAGCUAUUUGUAUGCAAUUAGAUUUUUACUUUGAACUUUGUCCAAGCAGCCAUUUAGAUUAAAAGAGGCUUAGCCAAUACUGUGGCUAUAAAGAUAAACGGGAAAUAGCAUAUGUUCAACUUUGAAUACUGUCAGGAAUAUAUAGCAUAUGUCAAGCCUUCCUGAUAGUGUUUGCUUUAUCCUUUUUUGAGCCUGAAAACAAUUUUUGCACCACAUUUCAUCAGCAGACACAAAUAUUGUUGUGCAUCAUCUUCCAGUAGCUUUGAUUAACAAAUGAAAACAAACCAAACUUGAAGGCAAAUAUCCAGAUGCAUUACAUACUGUAAAAACUCAGUAUCAGCCUAAGAAUAGCAUUGCUAUCACUAGCAUCAGUAUUAAGCCGUGUGCGCACGCAUACAUCAACUUGGCAGCUUUACCUCAUGCUUCAAUAAACUUUGGCAAUGCUGUAUUCAGAGCUCUUUGCAUGUCUCAUCUCUAUUAGGGUGGAACUUUUAAUCCACAUGAAUCAGAUGCUUAAUGUUCCAAUAAAAUGGCAUCUUAAUGGCGAGCAGGACAUCAGUUAUUGUUAGUUUUAUUUUAACAAUCAGAAGAAUGCUGUUUUGUUUUAAAAGCCUGAUGCCUUUUAGAGCGUAGGAAUUAAUUCUUCAACUCAGUUUUUAUUUUUGAGUUGAUAUCAAAGUAAAAUGAUGUCUUUUAUUGAUCCCAAACCUUUGAAUUUGGUGGCAAUGCCAUGGUGACAGACUUUUUGAUAAGCCGACAUUGUAUUGUCAUCCAAACAAAUCAAUGUAACGUUGGAUUGUGAUAAAACUGUAUAAAGUUUAUUUUUGGGGGCUUUUUCACACUUAAUGUUGAGUUUUUCUUUUCUUUUUGCACCCAUGCUCAUCCUAUUGUUUCUCUUAUGUACAUAAUAUAUGUAGCUUCUACUAAGG
Cyprinodon tularosa is the source of this 4567-nucleotide messenger RNA. RefSeq names its product STAM binding protein-like 1 (gene stambpl1). NCBI's taxonomy places the organism in Eukaryota, Metazoa, Chordata, Actinopteri, Cyprinodontiformes, Cyprinodontidae. The record is from RefSeq and is a predicted model, not a curated record. Gene Ontology annotation, biological process: protein K63-linked deubiquitination. The coding region runs from base 314 to 1627 and encodes 437 amino acids. Gene Ontology annotation, molecular function: metal-dependent deubiquitinase activity; K63-linked deubiquitinase activity; protein binding. Gene Ontology annotation, cellular component: endosome; membrane. The transcript has 12 exons.